This is a messenger RNA of Entamoeba dispar SAW760, 675 nucleotides long. RefSeq lists its product as uncharacterized. The transcript has a single exon. Lineage: Eukaryota; Evosea; Mastigamoebida; Endamoebidae. The record is from RefSeq and is a predicted model, not a curated record. The coding region runs from base 1 to 675 and encodes 224 amino acids.
AUGUUCCAAUCAGAUUCCGAACAAGACUUUGAAGUCACUCCUCCACAAUGUCCAAUCCAAGAAAGGGGUUGCACUCCAAAUACAGGUGAAGAAAAAGUAGAUAGCAGUAUUGAAGCCAUAGUCAAAGAGAUACAACCAUUAAAUCAAAACAAAUCUGUUCUAAAAAAUAAAAUAAAUCAGAGAAAUCAUGUGAGCAGAACCAUUUACCAAUCACAUUUUCUUGAGCACAUUCUUUUCCUUCUUGGGAAUAGGUGUGUCAAUUGUGAGAGACAUAUGUCUCAUAGCUCUAGAAAGAUAGUUAAUGGACACACAGUCAUUCUGCAAGAGUUCCAAGAAAAUGGAGGUCCAAUUAUUAAUAUCGAUGAAAUUAUCCAAUGUCAAUUUGGACAUCAACCAUUAACUGCAUAUGAAAAAGGUGGAUGGACCCUCAAUUUUCUUAAAGAUACCUUAUCUUUUUAUGGAUUUGAAAUCCAUGAAAAAAAAGUAAAGAAAGGAUGCCACAAAGCAUUAGCCUUGAAAGGAACAUUGAUCACUUCUAUCUUAGUACCAGAAAGAUACAUUACUCUUUUAGUAAAUUCUGGUAUUCCUAUAUUUGAUUCAAGAAUUACGGACCAAGGAAUUGAACAAUUUGCGAGAAAGUUACGUUUUGGUUAUGGGUGUAACCAAAUCCCUUAA